Corvus hawaiiensis (hawaiian crow) is the source of this 867-nucleotide messenger RNA. Its product is annotated as translation initiation factor IF-2-like. Bases 1 to 867 code for a protein of 288 amino acids. The record is from RefSeq and is a predicted model, not a curated record. NCBI's taxonomy places the organism in Eukaryota, Metazoa, Chordata, Aves, Passeriformes, Corvidae. The transcript is spliced from 4 exons.
AUGGGGGCAGCGGGGCAGGCUAGCAGGCGGGCGGGACGCCGCUGGGCGGCUCACCGGGCCCGCUUCCCCGCAGCCGGAGUGCACCCAGUCUCGGGAACCUGCACGGCUCGGGAACAGCACCGGCUCGGGAACCAGCCCGGCGCGGCGCUGCGCGAAGCCCUGAAGCUCCCGCCCCGAAGAAGGGAGGCAGCGGCAGCGAGGAAGCGGCACGGCGGUCCCUUCGGAUACUGGAUACUACUCCAUCCAAGGGGGCACAGGCUGCAGCCGGGGCGGGCGGCUGCCUGCCCUUUGUUACCAGGUGAAAGCAGCGCAUACCAUCCUCCGGAGCGGCAGCGAGCCCGGCGGGAGCAGCCCCUGACCGGCCAUCACCCGGGGGUCCCUCCCCGCCCCCUCGGGCAGGGGCGCAGACACCCAUCCCCGCCCUGGGGGCACCUCCCCGCAAGGACCGGUGCAUCUUUCACCACCGCCAUCACCACCACCAACCCCCUUCGGGUGGCUCGACAGGAGGGUGAUCGCUGCGGACCCCCCGUUCCCGGCGCGGGGCCUUUGUUACCGGGGGGCGGCGGGGCGGGGGAAGCAGGGGGGGUCUUCGGCGGCCGCGCCCGCAACACGGGCGCACGUAGCCCGACUCGGCCCCCGCGCUGCCAUUCGACGGCGUCGCGGCGGGGCGGGCCCCAGCCCUAUCCUCACGCGGCUAUAAAGGGCGGCGGAGCGGCACUGCGCCACCUUCUCACUGCGCGCCAGGCGGGUCGGAGCUCACCGCCCACUGGCGGGGGCGGCGGCAGCCCCCGGGCGGAGCGGGGCCGCGUGGCGGCGGGGCCCACGGGCACAAAGGCGGCGCGGCGCAAAAUGGCGGGGGCGGCGUGA